Molecule: messenger RNA, 525 nt
Organism: Nicotiana attenuata
Lineage: Eukaryota; Viridiplantae; Streptophyta; Magnoliopsida; Solanales; Solanaceae
Exons: 2
Coding region: 1-525 (174 amino acids)
Source: RefSeq, a predicted model, not a curated record
AUGGGAACAGCUGCCACUACCUUGCCUGCCAGCAACAGAAUGCACAUGAAGAGUGGUCCUACACUAUCUCACCAACAAAGGGUUGAUCUCUGUGCAGAAGUAACAAAUCAAGAGUUUGUUGAGAGCCCUAAAGCAACUGGUGAUGAUAAAGCUCCAGGUAUUGAUGGCUUUAAUGCAGUUUUCUUCAAGAAAGCCUGGGACAUUAUCAGUAUUCAGAUCAUAGAUGCCGUGAAAGAGUUCUUCUCAACUGGAAAGCUCUAUAAGGCCAUAAAUUGCACUACUGUUACAUUGAAAGUCAUGCCUUACAUCAUUUGUGAGGCUCAAGCAGGCUUCAUUCCUGGUAGAAAGAUUGCUGAAAAUGUCAUUCUAGCUCAUGAGCUAGUCAAAUCUUACACCAGAGCCCAGAUAUCCCCUAGAUGUAUGAUAAAGAUUGAUCUCCAAAAAGCUUAUGACUUAGUAGAAUGGAUCUUCUUACAACAGGUGAUGGAGGAGCUUAGAUUCCUAACAGGUUUAUUAGAUGGAUAA